Halichondria panicea is the source of this 1120-nucleotide messenger RNA. RefSeq lists its product as uncharacterized. Bases 81 to 989 code for a protein of 302 amino acids. The record is from RefSeq and is a predicted model, not a curated record. Gene Ontology annotation, biological process: mitochondrial electron transport, ubiquinol to cytochrome c. Gene Ontology annotation, molecular function: heme binding; electron transfer activity. Lineage: Eukaryota; Metazoa; Porifera; Demospongiae; Suberitida; Halichondriidae. The transcript is spliced from 9 exons.
UGAGUCAAUGGCCAACAUAAUAAUUAUGUGUAUAAUUAGAAAGGUCAAAGGUCAUUGACCCUUUUUCACAGGGAUUAAAAAUGGCUUCCAGUUGGCAGAGGCUUGGUAAUGGCCUUAGAACAGGCAUCAAGACGCUUGGGAGCAGUUUUGGGAGUAAGGCUGGUGAGGGAGGAAAGUCGUUAGGAAUGUCGAGGGGCUACUAUGGUCUAAUGGCAGCUAGUGGUCUGGGUGUUGGUCUGGCGCUGACGACACUAACGGCCUCUGAGCAGAUGCUCCAUCCACCGCAGUACCCCUGGAGCCAUGGCGGAGUGUUCAGCUCUCUAGACCAUGAGAGUGUUCGCCGUGGAUACCAGGUCUACAAGCAAGUUUGUGCUGCCUGCCAUUCCAUGAAGUUCAUAGCCUAUCGUAACCUGGUGGGUGUGGCCUACUCUUUGGAGGAGGCUAAACAAUUUGCUGAGGAGAACGAGUACCCAGGUGACCCCGACGAUGAGGGUAACCCUACUACUAGGGCUGGGAAACUGUUUGACUAUUUCCCCAAUCCAUAUCCCAACGAUGAAGCUGCCAAGGCUGCUAACAAUGGUGCUUUGCCUCCUGAUCUCAGCCUCAUUGUACUGGCUAGAGAAGGGAACGAGGACUACAUAUUUUCGCUGCUUACGGGUUACUAUGACCCCCCUGCUGGAGUGGAGGUGCCAGAGGGCAUGGCCUACAAUCCUUACUUCCCGGGGGGAAACAUUAGCAUGCCUCAGCAGCUCUUCCAAGACAGCGUCGAGUAUGAAGACGGUACAAAUGCGUCUGUCAGUCAGAUGGCUAAAGAUGUUUGCGCCUUUCUGAGAUGGGCGUCAGAUCCCUACCAUGACGAGAGAAAAAGGAUUGGUUUCAAGCUUGUGACUCUUCUCACGGUGGCUUGUAUGAUCACCUUCUACUGGAAGAGACGGACGUGGACCACUCAAAAGUCUAGGAAGGUUGUGUACUUUGCUGGUCGACGAUAACAUGUGUCUACUUCAUCUAUCUCUAAUUAGACUAGCCUGUGACAUUGUGUGUAUAAAUUAUUGCUGUAACUAAUGUAUAGCUUUAUUAUUGAUUUGUGGUUGCAGAAUUAAUUUUAUAUAAUUACUACAAA